CGACAGAUGCCAUUCUAGCUAGUUCUCUUUCACAAGUGCAGGCAGGAAAAAAAAACGAACCGCAGAAGAAGAACUCCACUCAAUUUGUUUACAUCAGGAGGAGGUGACAGGACGUAGCCUAUUCUGACAGUAUGGCUCAAACUUUCAGUCUAUGACUUAAUAUGACUUAUAACAUCAACUGACAGGGAGCCAUGGGCGCUUUAGCUUGUCUUUCUGUACUGUGCUCAUUGUGGCUUUGCCCGCUAGUUUCUAGCGAACAGGUAGCAUUUGUAGAGGUGUUUCUGGAAGACCAUCAGGAUGUUUUUCAGGGUGAGGUGGUCCAGGGGAGUAUGGAGAACGACCCUAUGGAAAACCACAGCAAAAAGAAACAUGACCUUAAAGGAGACCUCAUAUUAAUAAAAGAUGAAGCUCUUGAAAGCAACAGUGAAAGCAGUGAUGGGAAGGAUCAGAACCCAUGGAUUGGACUGGUACCUGUCCAGAUGGAGGAAGGCACAGUUUCCAGCAACAGCAACCAGGAGUCAUUUGCUGCCUCUGUGGUCAAUAAGAUGAAGCGUGCUCUUGUGUUUGGUGCAUCUGCAUUGAUCAUACUGGCUUUAAACCAGAAUACUGUCAGAGAGAUGGAUCUCUCCCAGGUCCUCUCAAAGCCAAUCAUUGUUAUUCAAACAUCAGAAAAUGUCACUAAGCUCAUUGGAGCACUCCUCAGGGGCCUUCAUGCAACAGCGAAAAUCACUUAUAAGACUUUUCUACAGGAUAGCCUGGGGGCCACCUUGACCCUGUGGUCCAGCUGUGGCCGUUCAAGAGGAGGGUUGUAUGGGGAAUGGCAGGGGGUCAUCUGCACCGGGGAGACCAACUCUCAGGUUCAGAAAUAUCUCCAGCAGCUUUGGAACACUGUUGUUUUGGUGGCCCUUGUCCUCUCCACAGGGGUCAUAGUUCAAGCUCGCUGGCAGUACCAGGACAACCAGUUUAAUGAUGAUUUAGAGUCAAACCUAAAGCAAGAUAUUUUAAAGAGAUUAUCAGCAUUGAAGACAAGGACAUACCGGCAGCCCAAAGUGAGGUGUGACCCAACACAAACUCAGCUGGUGGAGACGGACAGUUGUGCAGUUUGUCUGGAGCAAUACAACAACAACCAGUGUUUGAGGGUGUUACCGUGCCUCCAUGAGUUCCACAGAGAUUGUGUGGAUCCCUGGCUACUCCUCCAGCAGACAUGCCCUCUCUGCAAACGUAGCGUGCUUGGUAAUUUUUAUUGAGCUGGACCAGGACGGAUUCUGGACUAGGAAAUAGUGGAAUUGGAUUGACUCUUCUGAUUCAGACUUUUUAAGGCAACUAAAUCCCUCCUCUUCACUGUAAAGUCAGAUUACCUCCAUGGUAAUGAUCUUUGACCUUUCCAAAGACUAUACCUUGAGUUCUUUUAAGAGACCCCAAGAGUCAGGGCUAGUUCCUGAUCUUUGGGUCAGACCACUUGAGAAGUUCCUUGAAGGUAGGUCCUUGUACACGGGAUCAGUUCUUUUGCACACAGAUGAGUACUUUAGUUACAUUUGUUGAACCGGCUCAGCAGUUUACAGAUACACAAAUUGUGAAUUCAUAUGCACAGCAAAAAAACAAAAGUAAUGAUUCAGAUCUCUUCAAAAUAAGGGGGAAUCAUACACACUCUGAAGUCUCAAAUUUUUGUUUAAACAAGGGUUGGCAUGAAGUAAAAAAAAAAAGACAAAGUAAGAAAUAGCAUUCAUUCACACAUUGCAUAAGAAACAAGUAUCAAUAGAUUAUCAUUUAACCUUUUCCUCUGACAUGAUACCAGGGCUGGUGCCCAACCUGGCCCUGUUCCACUGAAAAAAAAAAAAAAAAGAUAAAGUUCUUGCCUGGAGCUGGUCCUAACCUUGAAGUUGUGGUCUUGACAUUUUUUAAGACCAUAUAAAAAGAAUUUUAAGCAGAAACAUAAUGCAGUUCAGAGGACCACACAUUUCAUGCAGGAAAAAAUAUAUAAAGGCCACGUUUUACUCAUUUGUUCCCAUGUUUUAAUUUGUGGCCACGUUGUACUGAUUUGUUGCUCAUUUUAGUUAAAUUGUGGCCAUGACUUAACUCAACUAAAAUGAGGGAAUAAAUUUGUACAAUGUGGCUAUGAUUUACCUAAUAUCGAUUUACCUAACAUUUCAUGAUUUGCCUAAUAAUUACCUAAAACGAGGGGGAGGGGGAUGUUGUGGGAAUGAAUACUUAAUACAUGGCCAUGAAAUCUUGUUUUUUUUUUUCUGCAUGUCAAGUAUGGGGCUCUAUAGUGUACGAGUGCCAAACAAUGUAGUGCCAUUGUUUGGCUUUGACAGCUAAACCCCCAGCUCCAGCACUAGCUCCAAUUCAGUAGAAAAGGGGCAUGUUAUUCAAUUCUGUUACUCCAAACUACCCAGUAAAGUGAAAGAUACAUGAAAGGAGUAUCUGUAUUCCAUACAAUGAGCUUCUUGCUACACAGAGCGACUUUCACUAUUAAGAUGAUUUAUAAGGGACUAUAAGUACAUUUACAUGCAUUCGUUAAUUUUAGUUUCAAGUGGUCUUUUUUAAAUGUCAUGUAAAUGCUUUAAUUUCUUUCACAAAAAAAAAAAAAACCUUUGGGAAGGUACUGUAGGUUUGUUAAUCCAACAAAGCAAAAACCUGACUGGCAUUUCAGUCAGACUAUGGGUACGUUUACACGACAACGAUAUGCUUAAAACGGAGAAGUUUCCUUUGAGUUUUCCGCGUACAGACGACAGACACCAUUGUCCAAACUAUACGAAUCCGUAAAAAUGACUAAAAACGCUUAUUCUGCUGGCAGGCCAUAAGAUGGCGAUGAAACGCUAUAGAUUGAACAUGUAACGCGCAUGUGCAUGACGUCAUCGUUUUCACAGAUUCGCGUUUUUGUUGUUUACACGGAUACCGUUUUCAGGCACCCAAAACGCCGUUGUCAUGUAAAUGAACGGCCAAAACGCAUUAAAAGAUUUACGUUUUUAGUUGAAAACAGUGUCGUGUAAACAGCCCACUUUUAUUCAACAAGGAUGCAUUAUUGAUCAAAAGUGACAGUAAAACACUUAUAAUGUUCCAAAAGAUUUCUGUUUCAUUUAAAAGCUGUUCUAUUCAACUUUCCAUUCAUCAAAGAAUCCUGAAAAAAAAAAAAAAAGAAUCUGUUUCCUCAAAAAAAAAAAAAAAAAAAAAAAACUCUUUCCAACAGUGAUUUCUGAAGGAUCAUGCAACACAAAGGACUUAAGUAAAUGAUGCUAAAACUUCAGCUUUGCCAUUACAGGAAUAAAUAUAUACUUGAAAAUACAUCUUUUUAAUUUUAAUAUUGUAAUAAUAUUUAACAAUAUUAUGGUUUUGUUGUAUUUUUGAUCAAAUAAAUGCAGCCGUGGUGAAUAUAAGAAAUGUCUUUCAAAAACAUUAAACCAAUCUUAUAGAAAAUAUUAAAAGGGUUAAAUACAUGUCUUAAAUACAAGUAUUUAAGACAUGUAUUUAAUCCUUUUUAAUAUUCGAAUAUGCAUUGAUUCACAUAUACUUGGAUGGACAGAUAAGUACUGUAGCUCGACUACGCAAAAACCUGCUGUAGCUUGAUAUUAUCUGCGCAUGUAAAUGUACUUAAUGAUAUAGAAUAUAGGAAUAAGGAAUCUCAAGGAAGCCAAUCAGAGCAUCUCAUUAAAUUAAAUCACAAUCUAUGCUUAUGCCAAAUUUGAGGAACUUCCCCCAUCCCAGCUAUCAUGUGUCAUCUCAGGAGGGCAUUGGCCAGACAGAAAAACAACCACUACAUCUCAAAAAAAAAAAAAAAAAAAAAAAAAAUGCAUUAAACACUGACACAAAUAGGAACAACAAUGUGAGAGUCUUAAUAAGAACAGUAUUUAUUCAUUUUUAUCUUCCUAAUGUUUCCUAAGCAUUAUUAAAUAUGCUUUCUGUUACAAAAUGCUUUGAAUUUAUCUUAGCAAGUAGAAAUAUGCUGCUCUACAUGGCAAGAGAACAUUGCCUGUUUGAAGUCUAUAUGAGAAAAAUGACAUCACUCUCUUCCAGAGUGACGAAUGCUUACAGCCUUUGGCACAGUAUGAUUAAUGUGUUGAAUCAGACUUUGCAGCCAGUCUGUACAACCUCAAAUGGGAAAGUUUCUCAAAAGACUGCUCUUAUGUCAAGUCUUAAUCGCUUUCUGAACCUUUAGAGAACUGGAACAGGAUCUUCUGAGCUCCAUUUUUGCUUUAAUAGUGUAAUGUACCGCAUCUUUUGUAGAAAUUUAUUUUAGAUGCUACAUUCUCAAACCUGAUGUUCCUUUAUUUAUUUAUUGAAUUUUACUUAACAGUGCAAUAACUGUUUGUACCUCUCCUCUGUUCAAUAAACUUGUGUGUUACAGGGCAGAA
Molecule: messenger RNA, 4352 nt
Organism: Ctenopharyngodon idella (grass carp)
Lineage: Eukaryota; Metazoa; Chordata; Actinopteri; Cypriniformes; Xenocyprididae
Gene: rnf215
Product: ring finger protein 215
Exons: 10
Coding region: 192-1247 (351 amino acids)
Biological process (GO): ubiquitin-dependent protein catabolic process; negative regulation of canonical Wnt signaling pathway; Wnt receptor catabolic process
Molecular function (GO): ubiquitin protein ligase activity; frizzled binding
Source: RefSeq, a predicted model, not a curated record